UUGUGGUGCAGGAUCUUGGUCAUUUGAUAUGGCAAGCACGUAUCCAUCAAUUAAUGUUGUAGGAUUAGAUAUAUCUCCAUACCAACCGACACAGAUAAAACCUGACAAUUUUACAUUCGUUAAAGCAAAUGUUCAAGAAAGAAUACCAUUUGAUGAUAAUACAUUUGAUUUUGUAUUUCAGCGAUAUUUGAUCGGUGGACAUUCUAAAGAAAAAUGGCCAAAUGUAAUAAAUGAGAUGGUCAGAGUUUUAAAGCCUGGUGGAUUCUUAGAAUUAUGUGAACCUUCUGCAAUGCAUGAUGCUGGACCAACAACUCAACGAUUAUGUAAUGCUGAAUUAGAGAUUAUGGAACGACGAGGAUUAGAUGUGAAUUUACUACAAAAUUUAGAGAAAUAUGUACAAAAUCAAGAUAACCUAGAAAAUAUUGAAAAAGAAUUAAGACGAUGUCAUCAUGGUGCAAAAUCCAAUAAUACUGAACUUAGCAAAGUGGUAAUCACAACUACUAGGGUUGCUAGUGCAGAGUACUUGGAAACACCAAUGAAGCACCAAUAUGGUGUGUCAGCUAGCAUGCACAAUAGUAUGGCACAUAAAUGGUGA
Molecule: messenger RNA, 595 nt
Organism: Dentiscutata erythropus
Lineage: Eukaryota; Fungi; Glomeromycota; Glomeromycetes; Diversisporales; Gigasporaceae
Source: the annotation of a GenBank genome assembly